AUGCCACCAAAGCAGCACCAGCAGACGAAAAAACUGGCGGUGACAGAAAUGAGUGUUGACGAUCUCCAAUUAAUGAUAACACAGGCAGUAGGCGCCGCCAUGAAACCUCUCCAAGAUAGUGUGAAUACCUUGCAACUAGAAAUAACCAGCCUGAGGGAGACAGUUGAGAAACUGUCGGAGGAGCUUGCGGACAAAGAUCAACAAAUUCAACAGUUGGAGACAGCAGUGAAAGUUGGGUUAGACGAGAGGGAGCAGUACAGCAGACGAAAUAAUGUGAGAAUUUUUGGUGUCAAGGAGCAGAGUAAUGAGGACACAAACAACUUGGUGAUUGAUCUGGCUAAGAAAAUGGGAGUCCACCUGGAACAUUAUCACAUUGACCGAUCUCAUCGCAUCGGUAAAGCUGGAGAAAGGCCGAGACCUAUCAUUGUGAAAUUUGUCAGCUAUGCAGAACGUUCGUCCCUGUUCUCUGCGAAGAAGAGAUUGAAAGGAACUGGAGUCACAAUACGUGAAGAUUUAACUAAAAUGAGAAUGGACCUACUGAAAACUGCUGUGUCACAUUAUUCAAACAAUGCAGUGUGGACCAUCGAUGGAGUGAUCCUGGUCAAGGUGAACAAGGACAGACCCUUCCGGGUCAGGAGUGACGGGGACCUCAACAAACUUAUGAAGAACCACCCACCCAGUGAGCUACAACAUUGA
Thrips palmi is the source of this 696-nucleotide messenger RNA. Its product is annotated as protein unc-13 homolog C-like. Bases 1 to 696 code for a protein of 231 amino acids. Gene Ontology annotation, cellular component: ribonucleoprotein complex. Gene Ontology annotation, biological process: retrotransposition. The transcript has a single exon. Lineage: Eukaryota; Metazoa; Arthropoda; Insecta; Thysanoptera; Thripidae. The record is from RefSeq and is a predicted model, not a curated record. Gene Ontology annotation, molecular function: single-stranded RNA binding.